Aphidius gifuensis is the source of this 1417-nucleotide messenger RNA. RefSeq lists its product as uncharacterized. Lineage: Eukaryota; Metazoa; Arthropoda; Insecta; Hymenoptera; Braconidae. The record is from RefSeq and is a predicted model, not a curated record. The transcript is spliced from 8 exons. Bases 17 to 1417 code for a protein of 466 amino acids.
AACUAUAAUACAAACAAUGAGUUUAAUUGUAAAAAUUGGAUUGCGUCUUGUUGGAACAACAACAAAGUAUAUUGCAAACAAUAAUACAACAAAAUGUUUACGAUCUAUGUGCCACAUGAGAAAUAGUUUUACUGUUAGUAACAAAAAUUUAAUUACAUCGGGUAAAUCAUAUAAUUAUUGCAAUUAUUUACAAGGAAGAUUACAACAUACUCUAGUUCAAAAAAAGUCUACUGGAUAUUGGAAUUAUUGGAAAAUUAUAAGUACUGUUACAAAAGUAACUAUAAUUGGACCAGCAAUUUUUAUUAUCGUACUUCUUGUUUCGAGUAAAGAAGCUGAAUCCUUUUGGAAAUAUUUAAGCAUGAAAUAUGCUGCUUACAGGGAAUUUUUUAAGUAUUCUAUAAUUCCAUCAAAAAUUAUUACAUCUAGUGUACUAUUUAAUGAUGGUGAAGUAGCAAUAAUAACACCAGAAGAUAACAUUUUUAUUAACGAUAACACACGUGAUUUAAUAAUUGGCGAUGAAUUGGAUGCAAACAUACAAAAACCAUUUCCAAGAGGAAAACCAAUACCAAUAAAAAUUGGUAAAUAUAAUGGAUUACUUGAUAAUGGUAAACUAACAUUGAAAACACAAGAAGGUGAUAAAACAUUUACUUUCCAUUAUGAACUGGGCCUUGAAGUAAAAAAAACGACUAAACGUUUACAAAAUAAUGCUAAUGAAGAAGAAGAAGAAGAAGGAGAUGGAGAUGAAACAAUAAAAUCAGAAAUGAAACAAUUUAAUAUAUAUUAUGGAAGUAUUAUAACAACAUUAAAAACACCAGAAGGCGAAAGAAUGUUUGAGAAGAUGCCCAUCAUUCAGUCAAUGAUUGAAAAAAAAAGGCUUGAUAUUCCACAAAAUAAAGUUACUGAUAAUAUAACUAACAAUUUUAAUGUAUUAUCUGAUAGUGAAGUAAAAUUGCAAAAAGAACAAAGUAAUGAAGUAAGCACUCACCAUCUUCAAACUGAACAAAUAAUCACUAAAAAUUUACAAAGUAAAGAGGCUCAUGAUCACGAAGAUUCAGGUAACACCACAUGUUUUUCAAUGACUGGAAAUUUUAAUUUAUCACAUCAUGAUAAAGUAAAAAUACAAAAGCAAGGAAGUGAUGAAGUUUAUUGGUUCAAAAACAGGCUGAAUAUUGAAGUUGAUAGUCAGCUGGAUGAAAAUUUACAAAAUAAAAUUCUUGUUGAAAAAAAAUUGCCAGCAGAUAAGACAAUACCAUCAGAAAUAAAUAAAUUAUAUAUAGAAUUUGUAAGUGGUUAUAUACUUUUCAAAACACAAGACGGUGCUAAAAUUAUUGUCGAACAUGUAUUUUCCGUUGGGGUUGCCGAAGACGGUGCAGCAACAAGUAUUGAAAUAUCCCCAGUAUUGAGCGUUGUAUCAUAA